Messenger RNA from Armigeres subalbatus, 3831 nucleotides. Its product is annotated as tetratricopeptide repeat protein 14 homolog. The transcript has 11 exons. The record is from RefSeq and is a predicted model, not a curated record. Gene Ontology annotation, molecular function: protein binding. Lineage: Eukaryota; Metazoa; Arthropoda; Insecta; Diptera; Culicidae. The coding region runs from base 255 to 3650 and encodes 1131 amino acids.
UUCGUUGAUUUGACUUCCAAAGGAAGAGAAGUGUGUAGUGCGAAGAUAUUGUACUUUUUCUCCUUACUGGCGUGUGCCAGGUUGAAACUCAUACGAAUUUGUUUCAAUUUUUGGUGUUAAUUUCCAGGUUUUUUAGCAAACAAUAUUACAUAAAUUGCAUUGUUCGUAUAAAAUGCAAUAAGUGGUGUUCGAUAGUUGCGACAAAGAUAAUAAAAACGUAAGAAAGAACACAAGCUAAAUCAGAGAUUCGCGAAAUGUCCUCGCGUCAGCUGGAUCCCGAGUUGGUGGAGAAGGCAAUUGGAUUCCAUGGAUUACCUCUGCAAAAAAUUUGGGAAGGAGAACGUGGCGAUGCCGAUUUGAAUCGCAUUGGCGUAACAAAUACAGACUAUAAAGUCUACCAGUCCCGGCAAAAGACUCUCACCUUCCAAGAUCGUGCCAAGAGGUUCAAGUUACAUCAGUUUAUUUCGAAGAAAGCGGAUUUUUUGUAUGAUAGUGCAUUGACCCAGCAGCCAGUUAGAGCUCGGAAUGAAAGACGGCGUCCAGGUGAUUUUCAACAAUGUGAAAAGUUCUCUAUUCCACCCAUUGAUGCUUUUAUGGAUAUAGAGACGAAUGAUAAAGUGAAUCAUUUCCUACAGACUACAAGACCGGGCGACGUUGUGUACGGCGUAGUGGCUAAUAAAUCCCACCAAGGAAUAAUUUUCAAAGUGUUACUUUCGCUUGGAAAUACUUGUUGUUUUAUAAAUACCAGCUCAAUCAAGGCCUAUGUCACGAAUAACUAUUUGGUACCGGUAUAUGAUCGUGCUGGUGCUACUCGUAGCUACACGGCGGGUGAUUUGAUCUGCUGUGAAGUGGCUGAUGCCCAACCGGACGCACGAAAACUUAUCUGCACCAUGCAGCGUACCAUGCUUAGCCGAUCACCAGCCACAAUUGUCUAUGGUCACAUAUCUGCAGCAGAACUUCCUCAAAUUUACAACCUUACAGCAACAGACGAGUUACAACCCUACGAGUACUAUUUGAAAAAAUCGCCGUCGUUCAAUGACCCCCAGGCCAUUGAAAGUUUGAUGCAUGAACUUGGCCUUAGUGGGAACGAUUUCUACACCAACAUGUCGAGUUUGAAAGGCAAGUUUCCUCCGCAGGAAUAUGCAGGCGAGCUUCGUAAUUCUCAAGCAAGCAAGUGGGCAUUCAGAUCGGUUGCGGAGGGUAUCGAACACUUCAAGGAAGGGCGCCAUAGUGAAGCGUUUCAAUGUUUGAACAAAGCACUCAGCAUUGACCCGCGCAACAUUGAAGGCUUGGUGGCACGAGGAGCGUUGUACGCCAAUAGCGGUUCCUUCAAGAAGGCAGUGGACGAUUUCGAGAUGGCAUUGAAGAUCAACUCAUCCCACGCAAAUGCGCGCAAAUAUAUGGGUGAAACGUUGGUGGCGCUGGGGAGGAGCUACGAGGAGGAGAGCCGUUUCGAUGAAGCCAAAAAAGCCUACCAGGACUGCUUGAACAUUAUUCCCCACCACGAAGAAGCGCAGAACUCGUUGGAGUUCCUUAAAUCUAAAACAUAUAAUAAACAAAUCGUUGCACCCAAUGAGCUGGAAUUGCCUGCGUUGAAUAUUCCAAAGUCAUCCGCCCAUGAUCGUCACAAGCAGGAAGCGGAUACAUCCGGUGUCAGUGGUGGCAAGCGGGAUGGCUCUGAGGCACGUAAGGAAAAAAAGAAUAGCAAGAAGCAGGACAAAAAGAAACGACACAAGAAACACCAGAGCAGCUCCAGCGAUUCGAGUUCGAACAGUUCGGAUUCCAGCGAUUCUAGUUCCGGCUCUGACAGCAGCAGCAGCGAUUCUUCGUCAAGUUCGGAUUCUUCGCGCUCAUCCAGACCCAAAAAGCGCAGUAAACGCAGCAAAAAUGAGAAGAAGCCAAAAUCACUAUCACCACUCAGCAAGCGCAUGUCGGCCGGAAUGGGUAACGAUAGUCGUGGUGCAAUGGACGUACCUUUCUCGUUUGGCAACCAACCGAUUCAUGGCCAUCCCCCACCUGGUGCAGACGAUUAUGAGCUGAAGGUUCGUAAAUUCUUAGACAUGCCACGUGACGAGGAUAACUACGAGGAGAAGGUUCGUCGUUUUGUAGCCGAGGCUGCAAAGUAUCAGAAAGAACGUAAGGCACAGGAGGAAAAGACCAAAAAGAAAAAGAAGAAGGAGGAGAAAAAAGCCAAGAAGGAAAGCAAGAAGAAGCGUAAAUCAGAAGAAAAGAAAAAGUCAAAAAAGAAGGACAAGGAUGAUGACGUUCUGAACAACGAUAAAUUGAAAGAAGCGUUAAAAAUUUUUGAAAACUUUCCUGUCUUGGAUGAACUUGGCACGAAAUUAUCUGAGUACUACUCUAAAUUGGAAAACCAAGGAGCAGGUCCUAGCGGUAUGGCGUCAGUGAUGUCUUCACUGCUUACAAAAGGAUCUAAAAAAGAAGCAUCCAAACCGGAUAAAGCUGAAGAAACAAAGGUAUCUUUGAAAGCCCAAGAAAUGUCAAAGGAACGCGCGGAAAAAGAAACGAAAUGGCGCAUGAUGUUCAACAAGGACGAAAGGGCAGUUAAAGAACCAAAAGAACAAAGCAAACCAUUUGUUCCGAAACAAUACGCCUUCUCAAACGAUUCGGAUGAGGAAUCGCUUGGCGUUUUUCAGAUGCAACAACAUCAGGCACAGCUACAACAGAAAGCUAGCCAAAGGACGUCGCGAUAUGAGGAGGACAAGAACAGAAGGAGACCACCUACACCGGAAAAGCCAAAACCUUCUGUCUCACAAAUGGCACCUGUCAAAUCUGGCCCGGUGGUUCUGGACAAGUUUGGCAACUUUAGGCUUGCUAAUGCCGAUGACGCUGCUAAGCCACCGGAACCCUCAGGCCCGCCGCGUCGAUCCCGUAGUAGAUCACGCGGUCGUCGUUAUGGCAGUUCAAGUCGUUCUCGGUCGCAAAGUGCAAGACGACGUUCGCGUUCUGGAAGUUUUAGACGCCGUUUUAGUCGUUCAAGAUCUCGGUCCUUCAGUCGAUCGCGGUCACGGUCGUACUCGAGAAGCCGUUCACGUUCACGCAGCUUCGAACGGCGUCGUUUUGACCGUCGUGGCUAUCGUGGCAGAGGUGGUUUCCAUGACCGACCCUACGGAAAUCGAUUCCAUCACAGGGGCGGUUUCAUGCAUCGCCGAGGCGGUUUUCGAGAUUUCCGUGACAACAAUCGUGGAGGAUUUCGUGAUCGUCCCUUCCGCAAUCGUUUCCGAGGGAGAUUCCAGAAGUCGUUCAGUCGCAGCACUAGCAAGUCGCCCGAUCGCAUUCCGGUGAGUCCAUCUGACCGCCAUCGAAGAGAUCGUUCUCGUGAACAAGAGCGAGACCGGUCGCGGGAACGUAAUUAUGAAGCCAAGCGCUCGAAAGAUCGCGAGAGUUCUAAGAUAAAGGAAAAGAAAGAAGAGAAGUCAACAGAGGAAACCAGUCACACAUUUUCCGCUAACGACAUCGAAGGAAGGUGGGCUGAUAAGAAAGAAAGUGAAGAAAGAGAUCCUCCUCCGCCUGGAGCCGAGGAUACAUCUCUGGAUGACAUAGAAAGAACAUUGGAAAAGGCUCGUAAGGAAAAAAAGGAAGAAAUGAUGGAACGCAAUAAGGACAUGCUAAAAAAAAGUGGCGAUUCGUAAAAUGAUUAACAUUGGCUUUUUAGUUUUACAUAUUUGUUUGAAGCAGGUAUGGCAGACAGAGAAAACAAAUAAAUGUGAACUAAUAAUACUACACAUUCAAACAUAAUUCCUUAUUCAUUCUUCUUGUGUCGGUCAGAAAUAAUCAAACAUCAUGAAUAAAACAGCAUACUGGGAGUCUAAA